AUGCAGCAAACUGUCAGACUUAUUGCAGUCAUCGUCGUCGUCGCAGGACAUGGCGGUUCAGGGCAAGAAGUCGUGGAUAAACCGGCACCCUUUCCGACCGUAAAGGCCGUAAAGGUACCGUUGACGGCCGUAUGGAAUACGUCUUGUCCAGUGGUACAGCAACCGUAUCUGUCGACGGUUGCCGUACAAACCGUCUAUGACGGCGACGGCGUGCAGCCCUAUUUCGACGUCUGUUUAGGUCGCACUUGGAGCAAACUUGCACUUACUACUCACGCUAUGGCAGCCCGCAACGCAAUCAAGCUCGAGUUGCCCAUGGAGGUGAAAGCAUUUAAAUUCACGUUUGAGUGCAGAACACCAGGUCCCAUAACCGUUGAAAUAUCUAUCGGAAAGCCUCUCCAGCAGCUAAGCUCACAAGCUGGUAUUGUAGAGGGUCCCGACACCAGCGACACGCACACCGAGACGCCGGGAGUGCUUGAUGAUUGGUUAAAGGCCCAGAAAACUCAAUAUCAAUCAUUUUUAUCGGACGUUGUCAAGGGAGGUCCUCUGGUACUGGACGAUAGUGUGACAGGACCUGAAUCGGAGCUGACUGCUGAAGAUAUUUUUCUCAGUUGUAUUCGUUUGUGUCGCUGA
Messenger RNA from Suillus subalutaceus, 630 nucleotides. RefSeq lists its product as uncharacterized. The transcript has 5 exons. The record is from RefSeq and is a predicted model, not a curated record. The coding region runs from base 1 to 630 and encodes 209 amino acids. Lineage: Eukaryota; Fungi; Basidiomycota; Agaricomycetes; Boletales; Suillaceae.